Messenger RNA from Penaeus vannamei (Pacific white shrimp), 2041 nucleotides. The record is from RefSeq and is a predicted model, not a curated record. Lineage: Eukaryota; Metazoa; Arthropoda; Malacostraca; Decapoda; Penaeidae.
UAUGUGUGCAUGUAUCUAUAUGUUUACACAGACACACUCACACAACGUAACCUCAGUUAAUUCUGCAUGUUUUGUUUGAUAUCCAAAUUGGGCCUUGGGUAAUUUAACCAUUCUCAUUUGGUUUUUGGUUAAGUUUUGUCAUUUUGUUAUACUAUUGAUUAAUGAUUAUUGUUAACAAUGGCUGCAUAACUCCAAUGUUUUAUGUUUGAAUGGAAUUUUGACUUAGUAAUUUUGUUUACUCAACAACUUUCUGUCUUAUUCAGAAGCUGAGAUAUGGUCUCCCUUACUCUCUCCGUGGUGCUUUCAUCCCGACCCUCGAGUCCCUCCUUCACCCCAACUCUUCCAUUCCUAGGCGUUACAGAGAGGCUCUUCAUAACCUGUGCAGGGAUGUCACCAUUUGGCCUUCUGAUAAAAGCAACUUGGUGGUGUUCCUCGACCGUGCUUCCUACCUGUAGAAGGCCCGGGACUUGUUGGAUGACGCCUCCACCUAUGUCUCCCUGACCCCAGAGAACGCAUCGCUGCUACCGUCGACGGUCGUCUGAAAGAGCAGCCUAUUUUCCGGAGGCGAAUUUUUCCGAGCUUCAAGGUCAUCAUCCCUCGUCUCCCUCAUUUCUAUGGUCUUCCCAAAACCCAUAAGCCGCCGUGCCUCUGCGCCCCAUCAUCUCCUCUCGGGGAUCUGUGACGCAACCUGUUGCGGCCUGGUUGGCGAAGUCUCUCACUCCCCUUCUUGGCACCUUCUCUCCUGCUCACCUUCGCCACUCUCAGAACUUCAUCUCCCGUGUCCGUGGUGUCUCGCAGGUGACAAGAUGAGCUUGGAUGUCGACUCCCUGUUCACCAAGGUCCCGCUUGAUGACAUCCUCCCAUUCCAUCAGAGGAAGCUCCCUGUCGAGGAUCCUCGCCUCCCUCUGCCCACUGACAGUUGAUUCGUCUGUGCGUAACGUCGAAUUCUUUUUCCUCUGAGGGUCGCUUCUACUCUCAAACGUUCGGUGUUUUGACACGGGCUCUCCUCUCUCCCCAGUCCUGGCUAACUUGUUCAUGGAAUACUUCGAGUCAGCGCCUCUCCCUAUCAUCUCCCUUCGUCCUUCUGUUUGGCUGAGGAAACCCAUUCACAGUGGCAUAUACAUACACUUCUCGUACCAUCCACUUCAUGUGAAGAGAGGAAAUGCCACCUCGCCGUUCCUCCACGCCCUCCGCAUCUGUGAUCCCCAGUACCUGGGAGGAGAGAUCAAUUUCCUACGUCGUUCGUUCUCCAAACUGGGCUACCCUCGCCAUGUUCACGAUGUCGCAUUAUACAGGGUGCAGCGUACCUUCUACGACUCCUCUCGUAAAGAGACCCCUCACCUGCCCGUCCUCAGCCUGCCCUACACUGAGGAGAUCUACUCUCUUUGUCGCCUCUGCUGCCUUUCAACUGCAGACUCACCUUUUGCCAGGUGAGCACUCUCCGUCACAAUUUGGUUCACACCUGCCCUCCCUCUACCUCGAAGGUGGGUACCUAUGCUGUUCCUUGUGCUUCCUGUGACAAGCGGUAUUUUGGUGAGACAGGCACCGGUCUCUUUAAGCGCCUGUCUCAAAAUAAAUACACUGUAUCCAGGGGACACAACAACAUCGCCCUCUUUUGCAAUCAGUGAGACACACGCCAUCAAAUGGAUUGGUCAGCAGCGCACAUUGUCUUUCCUUCCGCUGAUGUCUAUGCCCACAGACCGGUAGAAUCUUUAAUCAAACUGCUACCCAAUUUAACUUGAUCAGCGUUUUUUUCUCCUGCCGAGCCUUCCACUUCCAACAACCUCCGCCUUCUUCCGUAUGCCGGCCACCCUUCACGUAGACCGCCUGAUCCUUCAACCUGACCUGACAUCCCUUCACUUCCGUUCUCUUGUCCUCACCUGCUUCGUGUUCCCCACGUUGCCUCUCAUUUCUCUUUCUCUUAUACUUUUUCCUUUCCGCUUUCCCCUUCAGACCCGAAGAUGAAAUCAAAGGAGGAUUCCGAAAACGUUGUCUCACUUAUUUCACGAAAUUUACAUACAUACAUAUAUACACGUGUGUG